GAACAGGGCUCGUCUUGUCCUUUCUUCAGCCGGUGGGAGUGUUUGACAACAGGUUCUGUAAAACGAGCUUCUUUCAGACAGAAGAAAGUCGACGCAGACCGACCUGAAGAUGGAAAUCGAGAAAGAAGUGAAGAAGAUGACCCUCGGCCACGAGUUUGGUGCCGGAGCGGCUUGUCUGAAGUGCAAGGACAAGUGUGAGGGCUUUGAGCUGCACUUCUGGAGGAAAGUUUGUCGGAACUGCAAAUGUGGCCUUACGGAACAUGACGUGCAGAUGAUUUCUGAAGAAAGCCAGAAAGUUGGGAAGCUGUUUGAAGACACCAAGUACACAAGCCUCAUUGCCAAACUGAAAACUGAUGGCAUCCCUGGCUACCAGGGCAACAUGGUGACCAUCACUCUGCCCAGCCCCUCCACUGCUUACACCAUGUCCCUCAGUGCCUCAUCUACUGUGGUGCCCCCCUCGGCCUCUGCAGGUUCUGUUCACCCUGCAGGGGCCUCUGCAGGCUCUGUUCACCCUGCANAGCCUCUGCAGCCUCAGCCUGCAUCAGCUACCAUCACUCCUGUCAGGGCCAACAAGGUUCCAGUCUCUGAGGCCACAGCAGCCAGUCUGGUUCCAGUCUCCAAAGAUGUGCCCAUGAAGCAGGUCACCUAUGAGUGGGCCCCUCCAGUUGCCAACAAGUAUCUGGCCGUGCGUUACAUCCAGCUGCUCCCGCCUGAAAAACGUCCCGUCGCUGGUACAGAGGGAGCCGUCUACCGUCGGCAGCAGAUGGCUCGUCAGCUGCCCGAACACGACCAGGACCCGUCCAAGUGCCACGAGCUGAGUCCAGCUGAGGUCAAGCAAAUGCAGCAGUAUGUUCGUAAAUACAAGGACGAGGCGCUGGGGGUGGGAGACGUCCUGCUGCCUGAGGAGGUGGCUCAGGUGCAGGCUGGGGCUGGUCCUGGGGCAGGAGCUCAGGCUGGAGUUGCAGCUGGUUCUGCCCCGGGUCUUGCUGGUCCUGGUGUUAGAGCCAGUGUCGGUAAUGGAUCUGGAUCUGGAGGUGGAGCUGGAACAGGACCACAUGCAGGAUCUGGGACUGGACAGUCUGCUGGCUUUGGGCCAGCUGGAGGAGCCAUGGGGACUGCUGCUGCUGCUGGAGCCAUCAGUUCUGGACUUCCACAGAAGAACUUUUCGUGCCAUCACUGCAAGCAGCCCAUGAAGAUGGGUGAGCCUGCAGUUUACGCUGAGCGAGCGGGCUACGACAAGCUGUGGCACCCAGCCUGCUUUGUGUGCUGCACGUGCAACGAGCUGCUGGUGGACAUGAUCUACUUCUUCAAAAAGGGCAGGAUGUACUGCGGCCGUCACUACGGGGACAGCGAGAAGCCUCGGUGCGGAGGCUGUGACGAGUUGAUCUUCAGUAACGAGUACACGCAAGCCGAGGGUCAGAACUGGCACCUGAAGCACUUCUGUUGCUUCGACUGUGACUGCGUCCUGGCUGGAGAGACGUACGUCAUGGAGAACGACAAGCCUGUCUGCAAACCCUGCUACAUGCAGAACUACGCCGUGAAAUGUUCUUCCUGUCAGAACGCCGUGGAGCCCGAGGCCCAGAGAGUUUCCUACGGCGAGUUCCACUGGCACGCCGAGCCGGACUGCUUCAAGUGCUCCGGCUGUACCAAGUGCCUGACGGGUCAGAGGUUCAUGGCUGUCAACAACUUCCUCUUCUGCUCUGUGGAGUGCAAGAAGAAAGUCAUGGCUUAGAGACUCGAACCAGGACUGGAUCAGCUGAAGAUCACCCCAGAGCAGAGAAAACAACCACUGAGCAGAAAUCUGAUCUGAAGUAUCUGAUACUGCUAACAUACUGUAGAAACGUCUGAUUACAGAAAAACACAAAACUAAUCAUUUGUUUCAGAUAUGGUGGAAGCUUUUCUUUCACUGUUAGACAUGUUCUACCUUCACUUCACUAACUCUUUAAAUCUGUGAACUUCAUUCUUUUAAUCUGCAAAUCAAUCAUGUGAGAAGUAUUAUGUCAGGGCUCAGUUUAGAUGGUUAGCUUUUAUAAUAAAAUGUCACUUUGACUUUAUAAAAUGAAAAACCUGGCACCUUAAACAUUAAAAACACCCGUUUUAUCAAAUAACCCAAUAAACUGUCUUCUGUGAAAAUCUCAUUAGUUGAGUUCAGGUAGUUUCAAUCAGUGAAGAUGUUAUUCUUAUAAUAAAUAAAUGAUGUCCUGAAAUCUUUGA
Molecule: messenger RNA, 2214 nt
Organism: Austrofundulus limnaeus
Lineage: Eukaryota; Metazoa; Chordata; Actinopteri; Cyprinodontiformes; Rivulidae
Gene: tes
Product: testis derived transcript (3 LIM domains)
Exons: 8
Coding region: 110-1732 (540 amino acids)
Molecular function (GO): zinc ion binding
Source: RefSeq, a predicted model, not a curated record